Molecule: messenger RNA, 993 nt
Organism: Colletotrichum orchidophilum
Lineage: Eukaryota; Fungi; Ascomycota; Sordariomycetes; Glomerellales; Glomerellaceae
Product: carbon-nitrogen hydrolase
Exons: 1
Coding region: 1-993 (330 amino acids)
Biological process (GO): oxaloacetate metabolic process; L-glutamine metabolic process
Cellular component (GO): mitochondrion
Molecular function (GO): omega-amidase activity
Source: RefSeq, a predicted model, not a curated record
AUGCGCUUCGCCCUCCGCACCUUGCGCACCCUAACAUCCUCCACACUGAACCCUCGCGCCCACCGCCUCGUCCCCUUCCGCAACAUGGCCACCACCGCAGCAGCAGCAGCAGCAUCCCCGGUGCUCAAGAAGCCCGUCAAGCUGGCCUGCAUCCAGCUCGCCUCGGGCGCCGACAAGGCCGCCAACCUCGCCAACGCCCGCGCCAAAGUCCUCGACGCCAGCGCCGCCGGCGCAAAGAUUAUCGUCCUGCCCGAGUGCUUCAACUCCCCCUACGGAUGCGACUACUUUCCCAAGUACGCCGAGACGCUCCUCCCGUCCCCGCCGACGCGGGAACAGAGCCCCAGCUUCCACGCGUUGGCGGCCAUGGCGUCGGAGAGCGGCGCGUACCUCGUCGGCGGCUCCGUGCCGGAGCUGGACGCCGAGACGGGGAAAUUCUACAACACGAGCUUAAUCUUUUCGCCUGCGGGUGCGCUGUUGGCGACGCAUAGGAAAGUGCACCUGUUUGAUAUCGAUAUCCCGGGCAAGAUCACCUUCAAGGAGAGCGAGGUGCUGAGCCCCGGGGACCAGGUCACGGUCGUGGACCUGCCCGAGUACGGACGCAUCUCGGUGGCCAUUUGUUACGAUGUGCGGUUCCCCGAGCUGGCGGCCAUUGCGGCGCGGAGGGGUUGCUUCGCGCUCGUGUACCCGGGGGCGUUUAACCUGACGACGGGUCCGAUGCACUGGCGGCUGCUCGGCCAGGGCCGGGCGGUGGAUAACCAGAUUUACGUGGCCAUGUGUAGUCCCGCGCGGGACUUGGGCGCGACGUACCACGCGUGGGGCCACUCGUUGAUCAUUGAUCCGAUGGCGAACGUGCUUGUCGAGGCGGAGGAAGGGGAGAGUACUGUUGCGUGGGAGCUGGAUAAUGUCAAGAUUGAGGAGGCGCGGCGGAAUAUUCCGAUCAACACGCAGAGGAGGUUUGAUGUGUAUCCCGAUGUCAAUCAGGGAGAGGUUUGA